Molecule: messenger RNA, 2539 nt
Organism: Pseudogymnoascus destructans
Lineage: Eukaryota; Fungi; Ascomycota; Leotiomycetes; Thelebolales; Thelebolaceae
Exons: 4
Coding region: 296-1573 (425 amino acids)
Biological process (GO): protein N-linked glycosylation
Cellular component (GO): mannan polymerase complex
Molecular function (GO): alpha-1,6-mannosyltransferase activity
Source: RefSeq, a predicted model, not a curated record
UAAAAAAGUUAUAUUUUGGGGCGCAAUCAUUAAUUCCGCUAACGAUUCUAUGUACCUGGACACGAUGCUUCCACAAGAGUUAGCGUGGUUUGGGGUCCUCACUAGUAGAUGGCUUUAGCACCCUGACCGACUCCAGUACUCCGCCGCCCUGUUCGACGACAUCACUACUACAAACUCUACCUGUGCCUGUCCCUUUAAUAAUCUCGUCCCCCUUUGCCCUGAGACUCGAAUCUACAGCGCCCCGACAUGCGGUAACAUCUUCCCAUAACACAGCAACCACGUCCUACUCGCAUGCAUGGCUCUCUUUCGCCGGAGGCAGCUCAUCACAAUCUGUCUCCUGCUCGUUUUCCUCCACCUAUGGCUUGGUCGCCCCUUUCUCCAGGCCUCGAAGCCGAAGUACGAUGAGGCGUACAUCCGACAGAAAUACCCUCUUGCGUGGGAACAUAUAUGGAAAAACAGCAACAGUGGGAAAGGAGGAGUAUGGUAUGUUCCCGACGAAUGGCGAAAAGACUCCGAUCCGCCAACCACAACCAUCCUCGAAGCAGCCCGGCUGGCUUCCAAGCGCGCUAUCGAACUGAAGCAGACGAUCCCUCACUCCACCAUUCCCUUGAUAGUACACCAGACAUGGAUGAAUACAAAGAUUGAUGAGUGGGCGCCAGACCUUGUACUGGGCGUGGAGCGCUGGCUCGAAUAUGCAAAGGCUGAGGACCGUGGGAGCAUGGCGUACUUCCUCUGGCUGGACGACGGUUGCGACCAGCUUUUUACGGAUGCUACGCCGGACCUCGUGGAUACCCUGAAGGCACUACCAUUACCAGUCGAGAGAUCAGACGUCUUCAGAGUCGUCGUCGCAAACAGCAUUGGCGGCAUCUACGGCGAUAUCGACACCCACCCCCUCCGCUCCCCCGCCACCUGGCUCGAAGACCGCGACAUGACCCCCUGGACCGACCCGCAGACCAACACCGAAUACAGCCCCGCCUCCGGGCACUCAAAAUCCACCCCCCAACUCGCCCGCCUCCUCCUCGGCAUCGAAGCCGACAACGACCCCAACACCGACACGCACUGGCGCAUGGGAUACUUCUUCCCCAUCCAGCUGACACAAUGGUCGCUGGCUUCUGCGCCGGACCACCCGGUGCUCAAUCGCUUCCUUGCGAAUUUCAAGACCCGCGUGGCGCAGCUGGUGCGGCCGUUUGAGGGGAACUUGACGGCGACUGCGGAGGCGGGGGUGUUGGCCAGGGAGGACCCGCUGAAACUUACUGGGCCGGAGGCGAUUACGACGGCAGCCAUGCAGCAGUUGAAGGAGGAUGCGGGGUUGAGGUGGGACGCGCUUACGGGGCUGAAGGAUGGAGGGAGGAGUAAGGCUGUUGGUGAUACGAUUAUUUUCCCGAUUACGGCGUUUAGCCCUGGCCGUUCGUCUUACGGCAAUAUGGGCUCGAAGCUUCUGACGGACCCAGAUGCGCGAUUGCAGCAUCGUGCGCAGGGAAGUUGGCGCAAGAAGGAUAUGACAGUUGAGAUGGGGAAGCUGUGUAGAACAGUGCUGGGGAUGUGUCGUGAUUGGUCUAAGGUGCCUCAUUAAUAGGAGCGCCAGGCAGCUGCAUUUGCAUUGUAUUGAUAGCGGUUAUGAGGCAUGAAAUAGACGCCACCUAGAGUCGGUGUACUUGUAUUAUAACUUGUAUUAUAAACAAGCAUAACGUGGUUUAUCAGUACGUCGGACAUAUCAGUACCUCGGACACUUUUCAUUGGCAUUCUACUUUGAAUAUCAAUAAAUCAACCAUAACAUAUUAAAUUAACUAUAACUAAGCGGAAUCAGAUGAACUAGACAUAUCUAUAGCUUCUUGACAAGUUCGCGCAUUAUGACCAGCUUUUCCACAGAUCCCACAGCAUCGCCUAGACGGUUGCCCCUCCUUGCGACUACCCCCAACUGCACGUACGUCGCGUCGUACCUGCUCAUCCACAUCCUUCUGUGCGAUAAUAGCCUGUGCAUCCUCUACUAUAAGUGCACCUCCUUCACGGACACGAGCCUUUUUAGCCCUGCGGCGUUUGCUAAGGGCUUCGUUGGCUGCUCGAAGGGUACGUACCUCAGCAGACAGAAGGGUGUUCUCAUGUGCUAGUCGCUCCAUACCCUUUGCCAAUGCAAUAACUGUCCCGAAGAGUGGAGUUGGCGAGCUUCCUUGGUGACGGGCAAUUCGAUUUCGAACGAGGGUUGUUUGUGAAAGAGCUUCAGUUGGGUUGGAAGGGGUCUGGGAGACCCAAGGGUUGGUGUUGGCAGUAGAGGGUCUAGAGGGAGUUGGAGUCCGUAACCUCACGUCAAGCUUUGAAAGCACUGCUUGCGGGUCGAAAGGCACUAAGCCAGCUCCGCGGAACCCGGACUGCUCUAGGUAUUUAAACAAGUGGCCAGUCCGAGUCUGAGCGACCAGGUGGUCCAUCGUGUGGUGGCCCUCAUGAUCAUGAUGGCCAGUGGUACCUUGGGACAAGCAGAAAAGAGAGAAAUGGAAAGCAGAAAGUAGACCACAGGGACCAGAAACCAGGAACCAUUUGAAGG